Bacillus rossius redtenbacheri is the source of this 1700-nucleotide messenger RNA. Its product is annotated as histone-binding protein N1/N2-like. NCBI's taxonomy places the organism in Eukaryota, Metazoa, Arthropoda, Insecta, Phasmatodea, Bacillidae. The transcript has 2 exons. Bases 60 to 1238 code for a protein of 392 amino acids. Gene Ontology annotation, molecular function: histone binding. Gene Ontology annotation, biological process: DNA replication-dependent chromatin assembly; CENP-A containing chromatin assembly. Gene Ontology annotation, cellular component: nucleoplasm. The record is from RefSeq and is a predicted model, not a curated record.
UACAGAUGUUUCAAUGUGGUUAUGUUUUUUCUUGAAAUCUUGAUGUGUACUAAUUUAUAAUGGAAAGUCAAACAAGUGCUUGUAAUCCAGUGAGUGGAACAGAAGAAAUAGACUUAAAGCAAAAGGCUUACACGCAUUUAGCACAAGGAAAACGUCAUCUGUUGGUCAAAGAUUACUACGAAGCUGCAAAUUCUUUGGCUGACGCGUGUACGUAUUUCGAUACAUUGUAUGGAACAGGAGCCAAUGAAUGCGGGGAAGUUUAUUUUAACUAUGGAAAAGCCUUGCUAGAGUUAGGACGUUCAGAAAGUAAUGUGCUUGGGUUGGGUGACAACCCGGAUGGUAAAGACGAUGAAUCAGAAAAUAGUAGUGACGAAGAUGCUAACGAGAAUGGUGAGGACGAAACUCCAGAAAACGUCGGGGACGUUAAAUCUGAGAAAGUUGAUGAACCUGGAAAGGGCAGUGAACCUGAGAGUGUGAGUGAUGGAAAAGGCGAUACAGAAGCAGCGGACUCUACAAUGAAUGUUUCAGAGUCUCCAGAAGGAGAUGGAGAAAAGGAAGAUGAUGGCGACGAUAAUUUGAAACUAGCAUGGGAGGUACUUGAACUUGCCAAAACAAUUUUUGAAAGACAAUCAAAAACAGAGAAACACUUUGAAUUAAAGUUAGCAGAAGUAUAUUUCAAGUUAUGUGAAGUGGGUUUGGAGUCCGGAGUGUAUGACCAAGCAAUCGAGGACAUGAAGAUUUGUGUAGGAAUUCAGAAAGCUAACUUAAGUGAUGAUGACAGGAUUCUUGCAGAGUCUUUCUAUGAGCUAGGUAUUGCGUAUUCCCUCAAAAACGACUACGAUGAGGCUAUUUCUGAAUUUGAAAAUGCAAUUAAGGUUUUGGAGAAAAGGAUUGGCAGUUUACAGGAAAUGCUGAAAGUUGGAGUUCCGAAAGAAGUGAAAGAGUCAGACCCAUUUUAUUCUAUUGAAGGAGAAAUAAAAGAAUUGAACGAACUCAUUCCAGAAAUUCGAGACAAGAUCAGUGAUUUGCAAGAUGCUAAGAAAGAGACAGUGAACUACAUCCGUGAUCAACUCGUGAAAGAACAAAUUUUGUCGGGUGGUGAAACUGCUUGCAGUUCGUCUUCGGCCCCGGCGCCUCCACCAAAUGCUCUGUUGGACGUGAAGCCUGCAGCUGUGUUGGACACAAAGCCCGCAGCAGUGUCGGACAUCUCACACUUGGUACGUAAACGGCCUAAAUGAAGCUUUUGAAGUUGUCCGAGUGUUGGUCGAAGGCUGAAGAAAGUUGCUGAUCACUGGAACGGAACUGCCGCCACAUAGACUGUUGGUUGGUCGAGUGGAACAAACUACGUAUUUAUUUUGUAUCGUAUUUUUGUGUGAUUCAUAUUCGUAAUUCAUUUGUUACUAGACAUUUUAUACAUGGUAAUUUCGUGAUGAUUUGGAGAAAUUUACAAACUGUGCUCACUCAAUCUUUUUAAAUAAAUGGGUUUCAACAAAAGGAAAUAAUAAUAUACAAAGAUAUGUGUGUGUUCUCUAACUGCAUGUAUUGAGCCUUUUAAUAUUUAUGAUCAUUAAAAGCUCUACUCAUUAAUCACGAUGUGAGGUCAAUUAGGUAUUGAGUUGUUUUGCACCUGAGAUGGAAUGAUGCCAUAAUCGUGUGAUGAGGGUAAAAUAUGAUGAAAUAAAAUUUUUCUUAGCAUGGUA